ACCGCCUUGAACCCACACUCGCAGCCUUUCUCUGGAGAAGAUGGACAAUUAAAGGCAGAAGAUCUUUGCCAUUGCCCCUUUAUCCCCACAUCAGCUGGCCAAGAUGACCAUAUCUGUGGACUUCGAAGAGUGUCUGAAGGACUCCCUGAAGUUCAGAGCUUCAAUUGAAGGAGUAGAGACUGAGGUGACAGAGCUUGAAGUCAAACUUGAGAAGCUGGUGAAGAUAUGCAAUGCCACGCUUGAAGCUGGUCGAAUAUACAGCACUAAUGCCAGGCAAUUUGUGAACGGAAUCCGAGAACUGUCUGGACAUUGCAAAGACGAUGAGAUGAUGAGCGGAUGUCUGGAAAAAUUUUCAAACAGUCUAAGUAAUAUGAUUGAUCAGCACACGACACUCAUCGAGGUGAUUCAGAAAUCAGUCAAACAGCAUUUGCUUAGCUUCAUCAAGGAGGAUGUGAGGAAAUUCAAGGAAACAAAAAAACAUUUUGACAAGAGUAGUGAGGAUCUAGAGAAUGCACUGAAUAGGAAUGCCCAGGCACCCCCCAAGAAACAGCAUGAGGUGGAUGAAGCUACCAGUGCCCUCCUAACAGCUCGGAGGUCGUUCCGCCAUGUUUCAUUGGAUUACGUACUCCAGAUAAAUGUUAUUCAAGCAAAGAAGAAGAAUGAGAUGUUACAGUUUAUGGUGUCACUCAUGGAUGCACAGUCUAGCUUCUUUACUCAGGGCUUUAAUACAUUCAAGAGCAUCGAAGCUUACAAGAAACAGCUUGCAGAGCAGUUGCAUCAGCUCGUGUUGAAUUCAGCAAGAGAUAAACGUGAUAUGGAACAGAGGCAUGCCACUAUCAAGCAGAAGGAUGUGUUUUAUGAUGAUUUGGCAGUGGAGUUUAAUAUAGAGGCUCCAAAUGGUGUGGUUAUGGAGGGUUAUCUGUAUAAACGAGCUAGCAACGCCUUCAAAACUUGGAACAGACGGUGGUUUUCCAUUCAAAACAAUCAGCUGGUCUAUCAGAAGAAGCUCAAGGAUAAUCUAACGGUUGUGGUGGAAGACCUCCGACUGUGUACAAUCAAGUCUGGUACAGACACUGAGAGACGAUUCUGCUUUGAAGUAGUCUCCCCAUCAAAGAGCUGCAUGCUUCAGGCUGAUUCUGAGAAACACCAGCAAACCUGGAUCCUGGCGGUACAAUCAAGCAUUGCAACAGCCUUUAAUGAGAGGCGAGAGGACAAUUAUUCGAAAUUGGAAAGGACUUCGUCUAUGUCUACAGGAGUUUUGGAUUUCUCAGACGAAGCAAGACCCGGAAAGGAAAAGGGUCUGGAGCAGGUGCAAGCUAUCCCAGGGAAUGCCCAGUGCUGUGAUUGCAAUGAACACCUGCCAGAAUGGGCCAGCAUCAAUCUUGGCAUCACCCUCUGCAUAGAAUGUUCUGGAAUUCACAGGAGUCUGGGAGUCCAUUUUUCCAAAGUCCGAUCACUGACUCUUGAUUCCUGGGAGCCUGAAUUGUUAAAGCUGAUGUGUGAGUUGGGGAACUCUACCAUUAAUCGGAUCUAUGAAGCUCGAAUUGAAGAGAUGACAGUGAAAAAGCCUCACUCUGGAUCUCCUCGACAGGAGAAAGAAGCCUGGAUUCGGGCCAAGUAUGUGGAGAAGAAAUUUAUCCACAAACUUCCAGAAAGUGGCAUCAGACUUCGAAGGUGCAGCUUGAAGCGAAAUCAGCGUACCAACACUCUGGAGAAAGCCCAAAAACCUGAAAAACCACCAAAACCUUUCCUGAAGCCAAGAGGGAAAACCUUGUCCUCGAACUCAGGCGUGAAUGAUAAAGAAGCCUCAAAUGCUGACAGCUGUGACGAGCUGCGAGACCUCCAUCCAGGGGCGCUACUCUACCGAGCUGCCGCACUCCAAAAUCUCCCAGUCAUGGCUGAUGCACUGGCACAUGGGGCUGAUGUGAACUGGGUGAAUGCAUCAGAUGAGAACAAAACUCCACUUAUCCAGGCAGUGACACCGGGUUCCUUGGUAGCCUGUGAAUUUCUGUUGCAGAACGGAGCCAACGUGAAUCAAAUGGACAUCCACAGUCGUGGUCCACUCCACCAUGCCACUAUCCAUGGGCACACUGGUCUAGUGUGCCUGUUCUUGAAACGUGGAGCAAGCCAAACUGCAGUAGAUGAAAACGGCAAAGAUCCAAUUACGAUCGCUAUCGAUACUGCGAAUGCAGACAUUGUCACACUGCUUCGGUUGGCUAAAAUGAAUGAGGAGAUGCGAGAAGCAGAGGGAGUCUUUGGACAAGCAGGAGAUGAAACGUACAACGAUAUUUUCCGAGAUUUCUCGCAUAUGGCUUCAAAUAACCCGGAGAAGUUAAAACGUAAGAGUCAUGAACUCAGAACCUCAACGCUUUAAGUGUUCCUACCUGGCAAUCACCCAGAGAUAUCCUACAGGCUGCUGUAUGAUUCCCUCAACAGGUGCAACUUCUUUCAAACUAGCUAAAGUACAGAAAGCAAAAAAAAUGUUGAUUGUUCACAUACAGCAGGAAUAUCAUUUUUAAGAGUUCAACAACAAUAAGGAACUGAGGAACCCCAUUUCUUUUCCAGCACCAGGGGAUUCUUGCUUCCUCCAUCUUCAGUAUAUUGAAAUCCGAUCUAAUUGCACUGUUCCCUUGAUCUCCAAACUCUGGAACUCAACUAAUUCUCUUCUCAACAUGUCUGAAUUCAGCUACAGUCUGGAAUAUCUCAGGAUAACAUUUCCAGAUAAAGUUUCAAUCAGACUCCUAUUAAUUAUCAGAUAUCCAAAGUCAGUAAUCCAAACAGAUCUUGAGGUUCAAACUCAGAAUUAAGUUAGGGACAACUUUUUAUUCCGGGUCCCAUGCACAGCUUAAGACUGCGGAAAUCAAUCAGGCCAAAGCAGAAGCUGUUGGAUUCAAAAAUGAACAGCAGGAUUCAAAAGAAAUGUAUCAGAAAUUUGAGACAAUUUAUUACAUUGUGAUAGAGUUCACUUUGAAAGUUUUUUAAAAUAAUACAUUAGUUUGUAACAAUAUAUUUAUAUAAAAAAGAGCUUUGCUUGAGGUUUUGAAAAAAAUAAACCUUUUUAAAAAGAAA
Molecule: messenger RNA, 3069 nt
Organism: Hemiscyllium ocellatum (epaulette shark)
Lineage: Eukaryota; Metazoa; Chordata; Chondrichthyes; Orectolobiformes; Hemiscylliidae
Product: arf-GAP with coiled-coil, ANK repeat and PH domain-containing protein 2-like
Exons: 22
Coding region: 104-2374 (756 amino acids)
Cellular component (GO): cytoplasm
Molecular function (GO): protein binding; GTPase activator activity
Source: RefSeq, a predicted model, not a curated record